Darwinula stevensoni is the source of this 186-nucleotide messenger RNA. The record is from the annotation of a GenBank genome assembly. Lineage: Eukaryota; Metazoa; Arthropoda; Ostracoda; Podocopida; Darwinulidae.
AUGUGUUUGUGCCUCCGUCCUGAUCAACUGCAUGAGAGCACCAAGUCACAUGAAAAGGAGCUGUUUCUGCGACUCUGUAAUCUGAAGGCAUCUGACCCUUUCCAUCAGAUAGCUGGGAUCCCCUUGACACCUGUCACGAAUGUGGACAUAGGCGCUGUUGUGCAAGAGUACAGACUCCGCACGUGA